UGGGUGCCGACUGUCUUCAAUUGAGAAAAUGAACACUAAGACAUGUCCCUAAAUAUCUUCUUUAAGAUAGGAAAGGAAAACAAACAGUUUUGGAAUGACAUUAGAGUGAAUAAAUAAUGACAGAACUUUUGUCCUUGCAUUCCUGUAAUGUAGAUUAAUGAAGAGUGUUUAAGUGUUGACACACUAAAUCAGUGUCAGAUUGUCACCUCAAAUAAAUCAAUAAAACAAAUACCACAUAUAGUAAAUGCACUUGUGAAAAGGAAGAAGGAAGUAAAUCUGUUGCCCCGCCUGAGACUCCACCAGUGAUGCUUAGAGGAGUGAGGAUGAGGGAUGGUUUAAAAGCACAGCCACUCCAUCCACUCACUACAACACACUCCGAGCCUUGACUCCAGAACCAGAGAGACAGAGAGACCUAUUAGAGACCUGAGAUGAAUCUUCACACUUUUGUUUUUGUGGUGGGAUGUUGUUUUGCUCUUUCAUUUGGUGCAGAAGGAGAAAGUCCUGGGAGACGUUUCAUUCUAGAUUCGAUUGAGGAAGCAAAGAAAAUCGUGGAUGCUGCUUACAAGUAUUCUCGUGAUGAGAGUUUAGCAAGGGUGCGCAGAGAUGUCAUCAAGCCGUCCGACAAGCUACGUCUACUGAAACAGCCAGCUCGAAAGACACGAGAAGCCGUGAGAGCAGCAGACUACAUGGUGCAGACACUGAGGCUGAUCAGUGAGAAAGCCCAUCAUGUACACAAGAGGUCCAUCAAUGCUACAGACCUGCUGACUCCAGAUGAGCUGAAGACCAUUGAACGUCUGACAGGCUGUACAGCUCAAAUCCAGCCCCCAUCUUGUAGGACCACACCCCUCAUAAACAAAUAUCGAACUAUCACCAGUGUCUGCAACAACCGGAGGAACCCACUCCUUGGUGCAUCCAAUACCGCUUUUACCCGCUGGUUGCCUGCUCGCUAUGAAGAUGGCAUCUCCCAGCCCAAUGGGUGGAAUCCCAACAGAUUGCACAACGGUGCAGUGCUGCCCCUGGUCAGAUUGGUUUCAAAUCGUAUUCUAAGCACUGCUGAUGCUGACAUAGAGAGUGAUCGCGAGUUUACCUUCAUGCUCACCAUCUUUGGGCAAUGGGUUGACCAUGAUCUGACUUUAACGCCCUUCUCACCAAGCAUCAGAUCCUUCAGCAAUGGCCUUAAUUGCGAUGAGAGUUGUGAGCGCUCUGAACCUUGCUUCCCAAUUCCGGCCCCUACAGGAGAUCAACGCCUGAGGCCUGGCACCUGUCUCCCUGUCUUCCGUUCUUCACCUGCCUGUGGCUCCGGGAACACUGCCUAUAUGUUUGGUGGGAAUCCCAAAGUUCGGGAACAGAUCAAUGCUCUCACAGCUUUCCUAGAUGCUGGACAGGUUUAUGGGUCCGAGGAUGGGCUAGCAAAGGAACUUCGAGACCUGACCAAUGAUGGUGGUCUUCUACGUGUCAAUCAUCAGUUCACUGACAAUGGUCGAGAGCUUUUGCCUUUUACCAGUGUAGAAAGCAACAUGUGUGCCACUCGCAGGAACACCCUCAAUGACACCACCCUUACAGAGGUGCCUUGUUUCAUUGCAGGGGAUGUCCGUGUUGAUGAAAACACUGCACUCACCUCAAUACACACACUUUUUGUGAGGGAGCACAAUAGAUUGGCUCGUGCCCUCCAUGCGCUUAACCCUACCUGGAGUAGUGAAACCCUCUAUCAAGAGGCAAGAAAAAUUGUGGGUGCCUACAACCAGAUCUUGGUGUUUAAGGAAUACUUGCCACAUAUUGUGGGCCUUGAUGCUUACAAUAGAUACCUCGGACAAUAUCCAGGUUAUGAUGAGAAUGUGGACCCAACCAUUGCAAAUGUUUUUGCCACUGCAGCUUUCCGUUUUGCCCAUCUGGCCAUCCAACCCAUGAUAUUUCGUCUUGAUGAAAAUUACCAGAACCAUCCACAAUUUCCAAGCGUGCCCCUUUAUGAGGCCUUCUUUUCUCCUUGGAGGGUGAUCUUUGAGGGUGGCAUCGAUCCUCUGCUUCGUGGACUGAUUGGUCGACCAGCAAAACUGAACACACAGGACCACAUGUUGGUGGAUGCUCUUAGGGAGAGGCUGUUUGCCUUUACAUCACACAUUGCUUUGGAUUUGGCUGCCCUUAACAUGCAAAGAAGCCGUGACCACGGUAUACCAGGCUAUAAUUCAUGGCGUCGGUUCUGUGGACUGUCUGCUCCUCGGAAUGAGCAAGAAUUGGCUGUGGUGAUGAACAACAGUGAAUUGGCUCGCAGGUUGCUUGAGCUUUAUGGCACCCCUGAGAACAUUGACAUUUGGUUGGGAGGUGUUGCUGAGCCUUUUGCUCCUGGUGCUCGUGUUGGUCCUCUUUUUGCCUGCCUCAUCUCUACACAGUUCCAGCGCAUCCGCCAGGGGGAUAGGUUAUGGUUUGAGAACGAUGAAGUGUUCACCACAAGACAAAAAUCAUCACUGGCCUCUGUGUCACUAGCCCGCAUCAUCUGUGACAACACUGGAAUCCUCAGAGUUCCCUUUGAUCCUUUCCGCUUCACCAGUCCUACUAGUUUUAUUAACUGUAGGGAUAUCUCAGCCUUUGACCUCACCCCUUGGUUUGACUCUGGUGAUGGUGUCAUUGGCAUUAACUUUGGAAAUGAGAUACAGAUUCCUUCCGAGGGCCUCCCGGACCCAGAGGACCCCCAGGAGAACCUGGUCCCCGAGGUGUAGCAGGCCCCCCUGGACCUCCAGGACCUCCAACUAAUACCACAGGACAACAGUCUGCCUUCUUUGCUUCUGUUGGUACCAUCCUCCCUGCCACUGCUACGGUUGUUGUGUUUAAUCAGGUCCUUUACAAUGGACAGAACCAUUAUAACCAAAAUUCAGGUCAAUUCAUCUGCCAAAUACCCGGUGUAUAUGAAUUCCAGUUCUCAUGCCUAGGAACUCGGACUUUGGGUAUUGUUACUUUAAAGAAAAAUAAUGUUGUACAGGUAACUGCUGAAACUAUCAACCUUAAUACACGAUCAUUAGCGGAAGGGAGUGUGGUUCUAAACCUGCAGAGGGGCGACAGUGUGUGGAUAGAGGCUUCUCGAGGUGCUAAUGGUAUAGGCAGAUCAAGCUAUUUCUCUGGUCAUAUUCUUUUCCCUGUUUGAGACUAUUGCUUAUGAUGCAUUUUCCCCUUUCACAAAGCUGUUGUUUUUAAUUAUGAAUGAAGUUGCAUACAAAUUCACAUAUAAUAUGACAGCUAAAAAAUCCUAUGAAAUGCAAACUGUAAAUUUGCUAUUUUUCCUUUGUCUUUAAAAAAAAACAAUUCUUACUGUAUCUUAAGCCGUUGUGCUUUCCUGUUCUUGGUGGUGUUUUGUUUUAUUAAUAAGAUGACUGACUGUUAGUUAUGCAAAAUUAAGAGUGCAGUUAUACUUUAGUCUUUGAAUUAUGCAUUGUUUAAAGCACAAAGCAGUGCUCAUGCAAUGACAAUUCUUUUUUUCAUGUACUGUAUGGUGGUAUUUGUUGUUUUUGGUUUUGGUUUUGUUGUUAGAUUGCAACAAAAAUAUUCUGUAGUCCAUGGUGUGACAGUUAUUUUUUUGUGUAUGCUUUUAGCAAAGUGAAAAACAAAAAAAAUAAAUGAACUUUCUGUAUCAUCAAUUCA
Molecule: messenger RNA, 3630 nt
Organism: Carassius gibelio (silver crucian carp)
Lineage: Eukaryota; Metazoa; Chordata; Actinopteri; Cypriniformes; Cyprinidae
Product: eosinophil peroxidase-like
Exons: 16
Coding region: 429-2714 (761 amino acids)
Biological process (GO): response to oxidative stress
Molecular function (GO): peroxidase activity; heme binding; protein binding
Source: RefSeq, a predicted model, not a curated record